Penicillium manginii is the source of this 213-nucleotide messenger RNA. RefSeq lists its product as uncharacterized. Bases 1 to 213 code for a protein of 70 amino acids. The transcript has a single exon. NCBI's taxonomy places the organism in Eukaryota, Fungi, Ascomycota, Eurotiomycetes, Eurotiales, Aspergillaceae. The record is from RefSeq and is a predicted model, not a curated record.
AUGGAUUGGUCGACACGUUCCCGCAACGGCUCAGCCGGUACUUUCUGGGCGAAGGAAUCGCCUCAAAAGCCCCCCCUGACCCUAAUCCAUGUCGGCGGUGCCGCUAUCUAUGAAGCUAUCGAGUUAUCGCCAUCGCAGGAAGAUGGCUGUGUUUUCCAAACUUUGUCCGUUUCGUUCCCCGUCCCUUGUCGCUGGAUCCCGACCGGAGACUAG